Molecule: messenger RNA, 1233 nt
Organism: Dioscorea cayenensis subsp. rotundata (Guinea yam)
Lineage: Eukaryota; Viridiplantae; Streptophyta; Magnoliopsida; Dioscoreales; Dioscoreaceae
Exons: 3
Coding region: 637-1026 (129 amino acids)
Source: RefSeq, a predicted model, not a curated record
AGAAUAGAAGUUCAAUAUUUAAAAAAUUCACCUUACUAUUGAAAGGUUUGAUUCAGUUACGUUGAAAAAUAAAUAAAUAAUAAGGGUGAGUUCAGAACAAGUAAAACUUCAGGGAAAUGGAAAAUACCUGCCUGCUGUUUUUGUUCUCUUCCCAGUUUUCAGGGCCCUUAAGUUAGUUUUCCAAGAGAAGAAAAUGAUAACCAUUCCCCAUAAUCACUCUAUUUUUGUACUCUUCUCAUUUUUGCCUUUUCAUUCAAUGCAUUAAUUUCAUCUCAUAAUAAUAUAAUCAUCUUCUAUUUUUGGUUUAUUCUUUUUCCAUUCAAUACCGUUUUCACUGAAUAAAACAAAAGUAACUCACACCAAUAAAAAACCUCCAAAUGGUAAACUACAUCAAGAAAUAAGUGGACAACUUCACAUGUCAUGUGAGAUCAAAAGAAUCCCAAAUAGAAAAUGAAAACCGUUAAAACUGAGCCAUCUCUUCCUCCUUUUGCUCUCUCAUCAAAACCAAACUUCCAUUCUUCUGCUUCAACUUCAAGCUGCCUGGACGUUUUAUUUGACCACAUGCAUAAUAUAUACUGAUCACUCACUGCUUGUUUUCCAUUCUGAGGAGCUUUGGAAAAGCUCAAGUGAUCUCUAAUGGCAGGGAGAGUUUCAAAGAAGAAGAAGGGGGUGGCUGAUGCUGCCGAUGCUCUCUCGUGGAGGCAAAAGAAGGCGUUAGCCGAUGUCGAGGAGGCGGCGGUUACCGGGGAAGUGGAGGAGCUCAUCUCAUGGGUAGACAUGAAACUCACUAACACUACAAUGGCAGAAAACAAGGAUGAUGGUGAGUUGAAGAGGCACUUGUUGAGUAGAGCUGAGGUUUUGCAUGGAACUGGGAGCGGAGAAGGUGCAAGUGGGAAAAAGGGGCAAAAGAACUUAAAGACAAGGUUAACUUCAGCUUCAACUUCAUCUUCUCAAGGGGUUAUGGCUUCUAUAUGGAAGUUUCACAUGGAGGAUGAUGAAGAACCUUCUUUAGCAUUGCCAACUUAACAAGAACUCUCUCUCUCUCUCUCUCUCUCUGUGUGUGUGUGUGUGUGUGUGUGUGUGUGUGUGUCUCUCUCUCUCUCUCUCUCUCUCUCUCUCUAUAUGUUUUAUAUGUUGAAGAAGUUAGAUCAAAAGAAAGAGCAGUUCAUGUUGGAUUAACAUGAAAAUGUUGUUAGACAAUAUAUAUUUGGUGACUGGCAUACUAAUUAUGGU